Messenger RNA from Paracoccidioides lutzii Pb01, 438 nucleotides. RefSeq lists its product as hypothetical. The transcript has 2 exons. Bases 1 to 438 code for a protein of 145 amino acids. The record is from RefSeq and is a predicted model, not a curated record.
AUGGAUUCCAAAAUGUUCCCUUUCGGGACACUUGACGUUGAAACGGGGGUUAUGGGCGCAUGUGGCUUGCCAACUGGUUGGCUACGUGCUUAUAAUCACGGGUUUCACUAUAGGUAUCCGGUUGGGAAGAAUGCUAGAUAUGGGUUGCUUUACGACCACCAUUUCAUUGCAACGAAGGAAUCAGGUGUGCGGAUCUAUAUUCAUGUUUGGUAUGGUCGGUUUCUCACUAUUCUUGGAAUCGUAAAUGAGGGUCUUGGCCUACAGCUGGCUGGAAACCCUGAAGCGGGAACCAUAGUGUACGGGGUAGUUGCAGGGCUUGUAGGGGUGGCCUAUUUCACAAAAGUGGUUCUAUUCAAGAACGCAAAGCGGAGCCUGAAAAAUGAUAUAGUAGUUGAAGUUAGGUCGAGGAAAUAUCCCAUUCGCAACAGGCGUGAAUAG